This is a messenger RNA of Anolis carolinensis (green anole), 5981 nucleotides long. RefSeq names its product collectin subfamily member 11 (gene colec11). Bases 430 to 1272 code for a protein of 280 amino acids. The transcript has 7 exons. NCBI's taxonomy places the organism in Eukaryota, Metazoa, Chordata, Lepidosauria, Squamata, Anolidae. The record is from RefSeq and is a predicted model, not a curated record.
AGCUAUACUUUUGCUCUACUAGGAUCCUGUUUACAUUACUGCAGGAGGCCAGGCCUAAAACAGUUAAUAGCCGGAGUCUCUUCAUGGGAAGGAGAGUUGUGAACAGAGAGGCAUUCUGCAUUCCCAAAAAAGUGCAUUGCCAAAAGAAGCAGCUUACAUCAUGGGCUGCUCAAGAGUUCCCACACAUUUGGUUCCUAAUUACUGUCCGGCUGGACAGCUGAGCCGUUUCAAACAGGAAGCUGUUUACAGAUAACGCUCCUGAAACUGUUGGGUCUGAUUUGCUAAAGGCUAAAGACAAGUCCACUUCAAAUUAAAAACUAUCGGGGCUUUUGUAAAUAGUCGCAAUGAGGUUCAUUUGCGUGGCAUCCCUCCAGGCAAAGGCUGUGCGGCAGUGUUUGUUUUUUCAACCAUCAUAAAGGAGUCAGGGACAUGCUCAUUAUGAGGAGUGAUCUGGUUUUCUUGGUCUCUGUAAUUAGCUUUACAUUCCUGUCUCUGUUAAGAUCUGGAUAUGCUCAACAUAUUGCGGAUGAAUCCUGUUCGGUGCAGAUUCUGGUUCCAGGCCUCAAAGGGGAAGCUGGAGAAAAGGGGGAGAAGGGUGCCCCAGGCCGCCCAGGACGAGUUGGCCCUCCCGGAGAAAAAGGAGAAGUGGGUGACAAAGGACUGAAAGGCAGCAUAGGGAGACAUGGAAAAAUUGGUCCUAUUGGUUCAAAAGGAGAAAAAGGAGAUGAUGGAGACAUUGGCCCACCUGGUCCUAAUGGAGAUCCAGGUAUUCCUUGUGAAUGUGGCCAGCUACGGACAGCCAUUGGUAAAAUGGAUAACCAAGUGACCCUGCUGACAACUGAGUUAAAAUUCAUUAAAAAAGCACUGCCCUCCCCCGCAGCUGUCGCUGGUGUGCGCGAGACGGAUAAUAAGACAUACUUGCUGGUGAAAGAAGAGAAGAGGUACAUGGACGCCCAGCUCUACUGCCAAGGACGCGGAGGUACGCUGAGUAUGCCCAAAGACGAAAGCACCAAUAGCCUCAUUGCUUCUUACAUCAGCCAAGCUGGCCUCAGUCGCGUUUUCAUUGGGAUCAAUGACCUUGAGAAGGAAGGCAGUUUUGUGUACUCAGACCGAACCCCCAUGCAGACCUUCAACAAAUGGAGCAAUGGUGAACCAAACAAUGCUUAUGAUGAGGAAGACUGCGUGGAAAUUACAGCUUCUGGGGGCUGGAACGAUGUUGCCUGUCACAUCACAAUGAAUUUUGUUUGUGAAUUUGAUAAAGAAAAUGUGUAAUAGUAUUCAUACUUUCACUCUCCCUACUCUGAACUCACCAUGAAUACAGUUUGUAGUCUAAAUGUGAUCCUGAUUAGUGCUCCAUUCUUGGAUUUCUUUCUGUGAAUUUUUGUACCAUGUUCCAGUGAUGUUAGCUUUCCAGUAACCUACCUUAAGGUGAUCUGGACAAAUAUCUCAGUAUGUCCUUAAUUUUACUUGCACUCCAAAGACCGUCAACCACCAAGAGGAACAGUAUUUAUCAUUGUGUAUGUAGUGUUAUUUUUAUGCACACGCAUCAUACAAAAAUACUGUCUGCAUCAUGUGUGUAUGUGUAAAAGAGAGAAAAGGGUCAAUUACACUGCCAGAGAAUGCAGUUUGAAACUUCAUUUUAUGGUCCGUGUAGAUCACUAGUUCCCAGCCUUUGGUCCUCUAGUUAUUUUGGACUUCAACUUCGAAAAAUCCUGGCCAUCUUACCAGAUGUUAGAAAUUGUGGUAGCUGAAUUACAAAACAAGAUUGAGCCAAAGGACUAUGCAGAAGCUCAACAAGAUCAAAGAGUAGCAUGUCUCAAAGCUUCUCAAUACCAUUUUAGGGUAUGGUAUGACUAUACCAUGGAUUUUCUUUAUUACAUUUGGCACUAAUGUGUUGUGUUUUAAAGGACGGUGUUGGCGUUUUCAACGGCACUUCUAUUUGCAUGGUGAAGCGUGUAAUAUGGACGGCUUGUUGUAUGAAGUGGGCAUAGCAUGUUGACACUUAGUCAUUUGUGUGUUCAAUACAUGUAGUACCGCAUUUCUCCCUUUAAUAAAGGGGGAAGGAGUGUGUUUUAUAUAGACUGGUGUGUUAGCAAGAAGGACAGACCCAUUUCAUAGAUGCAUACAUGUAGCAGUUGGGUGGAAAACCAGUGGAGACCCAUUAGAUAGCAUACUCAGUAUUGUGUUGAGACUUGGGAGAUCCAGGUUUUGGUCCCUACUGAGCCAUGAAACUCACUGGAUAACUUUGGCUGACUCAACCUUGACCACUUUUACUUUUAUCAUGGAGAGAAAAGUGGGAAAAAAUAAGUGCUGUGUGUCCCACCUUGAGCUGCUCGGAAAAAAUGGUAUAAAUACAUUUAACUACUAAUGUCUACUUCUCCACCAAACAGAGAGGAGCAUCUUUGAAACCAUCUAUCAUCUGCAGGAGAUUGGCUCAGCACAAUCUAUUGGGAAGUUCUCUUUGGUAAAACGUAUUGAAAUAAGAAUCCACAUUUUAUUUCAAGAGGGCUUUGAUGAAAGAACUUCUUGAUGGAUUAUAUGUCAAAAGAACAGGCCAAAAUCCUGAUAGAAAUUAGCAUAUGUAAGGAUGAAAUACAUUAGCACCAGCAACACUGAGGAAUGAAUAAGCUUUACAAUUGUCAACAAGGGGAUGCUUGUCCUUCAGUCUACUCCACAUCCUACCUUAAAUAUACUUCAUUGAUAGAGUAUUAUAGUGAUAUUUUUAGAAGUAUAUGAUAUUUGUAUUGUACAGGUGUAAAUAUAAUCUGGGUAUUUUAAAUAUCAAAUUUACCCUUCAGAAGGGAUGAUCAGAAUGAACAUACAUGAUUUGCAUGACUGUAAAGAAAUACAGCCAUAAUGUAAUGCAAGGUUAAAUAUACACAAACUUUAAAUUUCUUAGCUUUGUACUGGAUUAUUACUUGUUGGUCUUUGAACAGGUGAUGUGUACUGGAUCUUUGUUGAGAUUAAUGGAGAUGUACAACUAUGGUGGAAAGCAUUAGAUGUUAGGAUUUUAUUUUUGAAGUUGCACCUCUGGUAUCUCUUUUUAAAAAUAAUUGAUGUUGUUAACAUUAAAUUCCCGCACUGAAAUGUAUUUUUAUGCUGUUCCAUAAUUUUAAAUGAUCUUUAAAAGAGCAUUUAUUAUUUUCUGAAAAUCAACACUAUUUUCUCAGGUCUUUCAUUAUACUGAAGAACAACUAUUUGCAAAUGUGGGCAUGCUGUACUAACCAAAUUAGGUUUCAUUGUCUAAUAAAAUUGAUUUAAUUGAGCAUAAUGUUGGAACAGAAUUGGAAAAACAAAUCCAAGAUUAUUUACAGAGAACAUAAAGCAACUUCCUGGUUUCCUUGUGUAUUCUUAAAUAUAGAUGUUCGAUGACCAGAAUGAUUUACCAAUUUUCUCCUGUUCAGGCUUUACAUAGUCUCAGCAACCCAAUUCUACCUUGAUUCCAUUUUAUCCACUGGAAUCAAGAGGACAAACAAGUAGAUGAUAAAGGGCUACCUGAUUUUAAUUGCAUGCUUGCAAGUUGUUGCAGUUAAAUAAAAAUCAAAGCAGUCUCAGCCCAUUAUUAUGAAAUUGAAAAAGUGUUUGUUACCUGCUAUCAGAGAAAAAAAAACGUUUGGAAAUUUGUCCUUUAGCUUUUCAGUAUAGAUAUAGGGUGCUUCUGUACUGCAAAAUAAAUGCAAUUUGACACCACUCUAAGUGCCAUAGCUCAGUGCUGUGGAAUCCUGCAAUUUAUAGUUUGGUGAGGCAAAGACUGUAAAACUCCCAUGAUUCCAUAGCACUGAGCCAUGGUAAUUAAAGUGUUGUCAAACUACAGUAUUAAUUCUAUAGUGUUGAUGCACUCAUAGAGCUAAAUAAAAUGGAAGCUAUUAAGUGGCAGCAGGUUUACUUAAUGUAACAUGGAUCUACACUGCCAUAUAAUCUAAUUUCUGAAUCCAGAUUAUUUGCUUUGAACUGGAUUAUAUGAAUCUACACUGCUUUAUAAUUCAGUUCAAAGCAGAUAAUCUGGAUUCAUGGUAAUGUAGAUGGGGUCGUAGAGAAUAUUAUCCAUCUACUCCCCUUGUGAGCAUGGAUGGUGGUUAUUACACCUUUAGGUUGCCCAUUAACUUCUCAUGCAGUUCUGUUGUUAUAAUUGUGAUUACCGAGGCCUUUACAACAAGAAGUCUUACCAUAAUCCAACUGAAUUUUCUUCUAUCCUAAAUACAAAUAAAGAGCCCUUCCAGACAGGCACAAAAUGUGGGACCUGUCUUGGUUUUUUCCCUGAAGCGUCCAAAUGAUGCCUCAGGUAAAAGCAAAUUAAUCUGGAGAAAACUGGGAUUUCCCAGUUUGCUCUGGAUUAAUAAAACACCUGGAAAGAUCAGGACCUUAAGCUAAGAUCUGGAUCUUUCCAGGUGAGGGCCCUGUGGGGGUUGACUCCCGGGAUUGCUUCCUCGGUCACUGGGGUCAAUCUCCACAGCAAUCCCAGUUCUUUGGGCUCUAAGAGCCUGAUGGAGCAGGAUAGCACCCCCUCUCCCCUCCUAGCCCCCCAUUGUCCCCCCCCCCCCCAACUUACCCGAGUGGCCUGCAGAGGAUAUAGCCCUUCCAAAGAGAGCUUCCAGCACAUGACAAUGAUGUGUCAGGAGUAUCCUGAGGGACCUGCACUGCUGGCAGGCCCCUCGGGUAAGGUCUUUGGGGAAAGUGGGAGGUUGGAGAGGGGCUGGAUGCCAUCCCAGGUUAACCUUUGGCUGACCUGGGAUGGCAUCUAGCCACCCCCUAAGGGAAAGCCUGGGAUUUGGCUUGGGAUGGGGACACAAAUCUGGGAUAAAGUUGGUUAAAGUAGCCUACUUUCUCUCGGAUUUCUGCCCUGUCUGGAAGAGCCCAAAAUAUAUAUACUUGAAGUUGUUAAAAUUAAAGUUACUUUUUAUUUUCACUGAAAAGCUAAAGGACACUUUCAACAACACAAACAAAUCUAAAGUCAAAUAUGUCCCAGCACUAUUCAUUGGGUAUCAAUUCAACAGGUUUGCCAAGAUUGAUAAUGCAGCAAUUAAACAGAAAAAAAAAUUAACAUUAAGUGUGAAAUGUAAGUCAAUUUAAGCUGGAUCUACACUGUCCUAUAUCCCAGAUCCUACAUUACCUGCUUAUCUGAGAUUUUUUAUUGUAUAAGAAGCAAAUUGAGAAUAUACUGCAAGUCACUUCUGGUGUGAGAGAAUUGACUUACAAAGACAUUGUCUAGGGGACACCCAGAUGUGUUACCAUCCUGUGGGAGGCUUCUCUCAUGUCCCUGCAUGGGAAGCUGGGACUGACAGAUGGGAGCUCACUCCGUCUCAUGGAUUCGAAUCACCGAUCUUCAGGUCAGCAGUUCAGACAGCACAAGGAUUUAACCUAUUGUGACACUGCAGCUCCUUAUCCCAGAUUAUCUGGCAGUGUAGACUCAUAUAAUCCAGUUUAAAGCAGAUAAUCUGAGAUCAGAUCCUGAGAUAUAGAUCAGAUCCUGAGAUAUCCAGCCUAAGAUGUAUUCUGUCAUAGUAACAUUCUAGGUGCCAAAACCUAGGCCCCUUCUACACUGCCAUAUAAAAUCCAGAUUAUCUGCUUUGAACUGGAUUAUCUGCUUUGAUAAUCUGAGUUAUAUGGCAGUGUAGAAGGGGCCAAAGGGGCUUCAGAAGUGCGACAAAAGGUGUAUGAUUUAAAAUGUCCAUUUGAUUUAAUUUCCUACUCAUAAACACCGAUGAUAUAUACAUUGUAUUGUUUAUCUAAUAUUUGCUUCUGUACUAUCACAUCACACAGUGUCCUCGGUUGGAAUCAUGAAAGUACACCAAGUAUAAUUUAAUACAUGUGCUUCCAGUAAGCUCCCAGCUAGGAACUGAAUGCUAAUGACAAAUUAAUUGACAGCAUUGCAGUUAAUAAUGGCUCUUGUUUAUAUCAUUGUUUUUGCUCUCAGAAAGUAUUCUAUGAUCUGAAAUCAUUGCAUCAGUUUAUGUUUAAGAAAAUAAACAAUUUCAUUUCAA